CCCCCCCAAAAAUUUCUCUCAUUUCGCUCUCAAAUCCCCGAAGAGCAUCCAAGAAACCACCUUUAAAUCCUCAUUCCUCUUGUUCUCUCCCCAAAUCUCAAGCCCUAGACCCAUCGGAGCAUGAUCCGUUGAGGUAUAGUGGUUUUUGGUUUCUUUUUUCCGGCGAGAGAAGUGCGAAAGUUUGUUGCUUUAUGGAUUUUGUUGUUGUCUCGCCGUCCGAGCAUGCGUCGGUGGUGUCAAUCACGUUGUUUGUGGCGCUGCUCUGCGCGUGCAUCGUCAUCGGGCAUUUGCUCGAGGAGAGCCGGUGGAUGAAUGAGUCGAUCACUGCGCUUGCGAUUGGGCUUUGUACUGGAGGUGUUUUUCUCUUUACGACCAAAGGGAGGAGCUCUCGUGUUCUGGUGUUCAGCGAGGAGCUUUUCUUUAUAUAUCUACUUCCGCCGAUUAUAUUUAAUGCUGGGUUCCAAGUGAAAAAGAAACAAUUUUUCCGCAAUUUCAUGACGAUUAUGCUCUUUGGUGCAAUUGGGACUUUGAUCUCCUUUUUCAUAAUCUCACUUGGUGCCUUGGGUUUGAUUAGAAGAAUUGAUAUAGGUCUAUUGGAUAUUGGAGAUUAUUUAGCAAUUGGAGCGAUAUUGUCUGCAACAGACUCUGUUUGCACCUUGCAGGUGCUUAAUCAGGAUGAAAUACCCCUGCUUUAUAGCUUGGUUUUCGGUGAAGGUGUUGUUAAUGAUGCCACAUCAGUAGUUCUUUUCAAUGCGAUCCAGAACUAUGGCCAAGAACACAUUGAUGUGGUUGUUGUCUUGCGCUUUUUUGCAAACUUCUUUUAUCUGUUUCUCACCAGCACUGCGCUUGGAGCUUUUGCUGGAUUGUUUAGUGCAUAUAUCAUCAAAAAAUUGUAUUUUGGGAGGCAUUCAACUGAUCGAGAAGUUGCACUGAUGAUGCUCCUAGCCUACCUUUCGUAUAUGCUGGCUGAAUUUUUAAACCUGAGCAGCAUACUCACAGUAUUCUUCUGUGGAAUAGUAAUGUCGCACUAUACCUGGCAUAAUGUAACAGAGAGUUCUAGAGUUACUACCAAGCAUGCUUUUGCUACGCUAUCGUUUGUAGCUGAGAUUUUUAUCUUCCUUUAUGUUGGCAUGGAUGCAUUAGACAUCGAAAAGUGGACAUUUGUCAGUAACAGUCCUGGAAAAUCAAUUGGUGUGAGCUCAAUUCUGCUAGGAUUGGUUUUGGCCGGAAGAGCUGCUUUUGUUUUCCCACUUUCUUUUCUCUCCAACUUAACCAAGAAGUCCCCUGAUGAAAAAAUCUCCUUCAAUCAACAAGUUACAAUUUGGUGGGCAGGCCUGAUGAGAGGUGCUGUGUCAAUGGCACUUGCUUAUAAUCAGUUCACAAGAUCCGGUCACACUCAACUACCCGGCAAUGCUAUCAUGAUCACCAGUACCAUCACCGUCGUGCUAGUUAGCACAACGAUAUUUGGUUUGAUGACCAAGCCUUUGAUAAGGCUUUUAUUGCCUUCAAGCCAAAAACAUGGUGACUGCCUAUCGUUAGAGCCGUCAAGUUCGAAAUUUUUCCUGCAACCACUCCUUGGAAAUGAGCAAGAUUCUGAAGUUGAGGUCCGAGGCCAAAACAUCACCCGGCCGACGAGCCUUAGGAUGCUUCUAAGCAAACCAAGUCACACAGUUCAUUACUACUGGCGAAAAUUCGACGAUGCCUUCAUGCGUCCUGUGUUUGGCGGCCGAGGCUUUGUUUCUGUACUUCCUACCUCACCAACAGAUCAACAUGAUCAUUCAUAGAAAUGCCGAUACUCAGAUCGAAAAACACUUCAUUGCCGGAAAAACAAGAACAAAUCAGACACAGUUCAAGAGAAUAAAAA
Molecule: messenger RNA, 1864 nt
Organism: Dioscorea cayenensis subsp. rotundata (Guinea yam)
Lineage: Eukaryota; Viridiplantae; Streptophyta; Magnoliopsida; Dioscoreales; Dioscoreaceae
Product: sodium/hydrogen exchanger 2-like
Exons: 14
Coding region: 192-1784 (530 amino acids)
Biological process (GO): proton transmembrane transport; regulation of pH; sodium ion transport
Cellular component (GO): membrane
Molecular function (GO): sodium:proton antiporter activity
Source: RefSeq, a predicted model, not a curated record